Messenger RNA from Aspergillus saccharolyticus JOP 1030-1, 1326 nucleotides. Its product is annotated as putative C2H2 finger domain protein (Ezf). NCBI's taxonomy places the organism in Eukaryota, Fungi, Ascomycota, Eurotiomycetes, Eurotiales, Aspergillaceae. Gene Ontology annotation, biological process: regulation of DNA-templated transcription. The record is from RefSeq and is a predicted model, not a curated record. The transcript is spliced from 3 exons. Gene Ontology annotation, molecular function: DNA-binding transcription factor activity, RNA polymerase II-specific; RNA polymerase II cis-regulatory region sequence-specific DNA binding. The coding region runs from base 101 to 1174 and encodes 357 amino acids.
GAGAUUAACAAGGUCGAUAUCCUUUCCACGUUAACUCACAAACUUUCUACCCGUAUCAUCUAUUCUUCGCUACGUUCUUGAACAUCCCUUUCCAUCAAUUAUGAACUUCACUCCCGAAUCAUACCCAUCACCUCCUCCCGUCACUGGCUCAGAAUCAGAUGGCCACACAUUGUUGGGUGCCACUUCAUCAUAUGCGCCCUCGAUGUAUGCGACGUCUGUCGACUUGCAAAGUGCUCAACAGCUGGUUGGCUUAGGCAUAUCGCACAUCGGAGUGGAAAGCUGUGCGUCUGAGACAGAACCGUAUCCGCGUCCAGCACUUCCUGCCCUGUCAACCUACGCCUGGUCGAACACUUUUAUCCAGCCCGAAAACUUCCUGCAACCUUCACAAGAUUACAGUUUCCUCACUCCGCCUACCCUCUAUGAGCCACUUGGCGGUCUUAUAGAGGCCGCUACCUCCCCCUCCAGCUUCUACGGUUCACAUACUUUCAGUACAUCGCCGAGCUAUGGCUCAAGUAUAGAAAGCGAAGGUCGCCACGAUACAGGACUGGAAGAGGGCUCAAAUACAUGGCCUCGCACUCCAACUUCUGAGAGUGCGAACGUGCCUGUAGACUAUAUCUUGGACGGGGAAUUGGGCAAGUUGCGGGGACCAUCAAUGUACGAGAAUCUGGCGCAAGAUUCAGCUUCUGCACUUUCGCAAAUGCCACCUGUGCCAAUUAGUGACGCAGGCUAUGGGUUUCCAUGGUCUCAAAUCGAUAAUAAUGGCGGCACGUCCGGGCUCACACCCGACCAAGCAACCGUACUCGGGUCGAUUCCCUCGGAAGUAAUCUCAAGAUGGAUUGAGGAGGUGGUUGACUCUCCCGCUGGAGAGUUGAAGAUACCGUCUGCGAGUGGCCUGCAGUGCAGUGUGUGUGGGUUUCGCUUCACUCGACGCUCUAAUUGCAGGGAGCACGAAAAGAGGCACAACCCUCAGUUGAGAAAGUCCUUUCCUUGUGCGCUUUGUGGAAAGGCAUAUGGGCGAAAUACCGACCUUCGAAGACAUGUGCAGAGCACUCAUCUUCAGGAGCGUAAAUUCUGCUGUGAGCAGUGCGGUCAGACUUACAGCCGGCAGGAUACUCUCAAUAGGCACAAGACGGAUGGAUGCCCUCGAAAGGCUCGAAAGUGUAACCGUUCGUAAAGGGGGUCAAGGCUUGCCAGCUUGUGCAGCAUCGUGUCUGUUCUCCAGCGAGUAGGACAUUGCCCGAAAGGAGCCGGCAUCGGUCUAUCUGGAGCAUGGAGGAAGACCAACGGAACCGCCGCACACAUCUGGGAAAUCAGUCCAGUUCUGCG